Messenger RNA from Hyaloscypha bicolor E, 750 nucleotides. RefSeq lists its product as uncharacterized. Lineage: Eukaryota; Fungi; Ascomycota; Leotiomycetes; Helotiales; Hyaloscyphaceae. The record is from RefSeq and is a predicted model, not a curated record. The coding region runs from base 1 to 750 and encodes 249 amino acids. The transcript is spliced from 3 exons.
AUGAGUGACAUAGAACAUGAUGGAGGAUUUGCCUCCACUGGUGUAAGCGCCUCUGCAAAUUAUCGGAACAAUCCAUGCUCAACAAGACCCCAGGCAAACUUUGGCUCAAAAAGCAAUCCCCACCCCAAAGCGCACAAACGGCGGCAUCUCGUCCAAAUUCCCGCUCUCAUCUCACAUCCAGAUGAAGGUCUCAUCCUCUUCGAGACCAGCUCCGGGAAAAACUGGGCAACAGUCUGGGAUCCACCCUUCAACGACCUCUUCGCACACAUCGAGUCCACAGCCGACAAUGAGAUUCACGCAGCAACAUCUGAGACAGGACAUUCAAUCAAUGAGGUCAGAGCUGUGAUUCUCGGAUAUUUGUAUCUCAAUCACGCUGGUGGUUUCGGAUACUUUGUGAAUACGGAUGCUGAAAUAUACGUUCAUGAGUCGGAGCCUUUCAACACAGAGUUCUUGAAGAUCUUUCCGGGGUUGCAGAAGCGUCAUGCCCCGGGGCAUACACCAGGAUUGCGUGUCAUGCAAGUGAACCUCCCGGACAGCGAAACAUGGAUCUUCACAAGUGAUCAGUAUCAUACCAAGGACAAUUACAGGCAAAGUCAUCUACAAGGAUGGCAUCCUAGAGGUCAUGGAGAUUGGGUUCAUUCAAAUCAGAUGGUUCAUAUGCUGGCGAGGAGAACGAAGGCCAAGCUUGUCUUUGGACACGAUAAAGAGACAUUCUUUUCGUUCAAGCAUGCGCCCAGCUAUUACAGCUAG